Molecule: messenger RNA, 5024 nt
Organism: Oenanthe melanoleuca
Lineage: Eukaryota; Metazoa; Chordata; Aves; Passeriformes; Muscicapidae
Gene: SHROOM1
Product: shroom family member 1
Exons: 7
Coding region: 178-4107 (1309 amino acids)
Biological process (GO): actin filament organization
Cellular component (GO): cortical actin cytoskeleton; apical plasma membrane; adherens junction
Molecular function (GO): actin filament binding
Source: RefSeq, a predicted model, not a curated record
CUGCUGGGCACCAGAGCAGUGUCCAGCCUGGGGCAGUCCCUGUGGUGCCUCUGGAGCCCCCUGGCCCUGGGACACCCCAGAAUCCUCUAGGUAUUACUGGAAUGUAACUGUAGAGAAAAGUAUUCAUCUCUAACAGCUCGGUUUUAAUCAGACUUGGAUUUCUGGAAACACUACAGCAUGGCUUCAGCUGGGAAUGAGAUAGAAAGAUGGACUCACAGGCAGGGUGGCAGAAGUGGGAAGCUGGCAGAGCCUGUGGCCUCUCCUGAAAAUGAUCAUCUUUUGUCAGUGAAGUCAAUCAGCAGCGUGGACCCUCUCCUGCACCUCCCUGGGAAGGCAGACUCUGCUUACAGCUCCUUCUCAGGAGGAUCAGGUGCUCCAGAGUACCCCACACCAUCAUGCCAAGGUGAAAACUGUGUGCUGCCAGAGCAGGUCCCAUACAUGGACUUGGAAUAUGUAACAGGGAUUUACCAUCUCAGUGCUGCACACCCUGACCUCAGCUGCCCCCUGCCCUGCAAGGCACCAGAGCUGGGCACCCACAACAGCUCUCACAGCAGCAGUCUCACAGAUGGCUGUGGAAUUGCUCCCACCCAAAGGACUUCAGCUCAGGAGCCUGCAGCCCCACAGCUCAGCAGUUAUCACCCUGACAUCACUGCCAGACUCUGGGAGAAGCCAGGAGAGAGGCAGGGCUCUGCAGGGCACCCUGAGAGCAGCGUGCAGGCAGCUCCUGGCGUGCAGCCCCAGCCUGCAGGCAGGGAUGGGCCAUGGAGACAACACUGGGGUGCAGGUACAGAGCAAGGUGUGGGGCCUAAUAGGGAAAGGACUCUGGAAAACAAGGGCCUUUCUUCUCACUAUACAAAUAAGGUAUCAAAAGUUCAGGCAUUAAAGACAGAGGAAAAUGGAGAGUGGAGUCCAUCACAGCAACCUACAAAGAGAAGCAAUCCACACAUUUUCAGCAGACCUCGUUCAUUCAUUUUGCAAGAAUAUUUAAAGACUGACCCUGUAGCAAAUGUGCCCAAAAGACUUUCUGCUUAUAAUUCAGGUCAUGCUAAUAAAAUUCCCAAAGAGACAAGCUCCAAAUCCCAUCACCAGGCACAUUCCAACCCCAGUGCUGUUAAUGAUACACAGGAAGUCAAACAGUGUCCCAGGGCAGUGUGUGAGCCAAGUGCCAGAGAAGCAGCUCUGCCAAGCCCUGGGCCAGGAGCCAGCCAGAGCAAAGAGUCCUUGCCUUGUGCCCAGAGCCCACUCUGUGCUGGAUGGCAUUCAGACAUGGCUCAGGGUGUGUUUGAGGACAGUUCACAAUUAAAAUAUAUGGAGAAUGCUCUUCCAAAUAAAAAUGCUCCCAGGAAGCUGAACAGUUAUGCAGGCAAAAAUCAGUGCUAUGAUUCUGAAGGAAAAAUUCUGAGCAGUAUUAGGGAACCUGUCCCAAACCAGCAAAGCAAAGUGCAGAGAUCAGCAUUGUGCUGCAGCUGCAAUGCUGUGGAAGUGGAGGGGUUGGAUCAGGGAAGGAAGCAGUGCUGUGAUGGCACAAGCCAAGUGGCUUUGUUCAGACCAGAGGGAGAUUCCACAUUUCAGUCACUAUGUGAAGCCCAGAAAGAAAACCAGGGUAACAACAGCAGUCCUGACCUCAGCAUGUGUCUGGAAGAAGAGAAACCUCUUGUUCAGAAACCCCAGCCUGCAUUUCAAGCACAGCUCUUCAGACAGCUUCAGGAGGAGCAUGCUGGUGAAGAAAUAACCAGGCAGGCAACUCCCAUGCUUUACCACCUUUCUGCAGGGAAAACCACCCGUGUCCGACUCCCCAGCAAGGACUCCAGGAGCUCACCAAAGGAAAUCCCACCAAGGAGCUGCACUGCCUCAGCACAGUGCCCAGAGAUACCAAGGGAAGGGCAUCAGCUUCAGAGGAGCAGCUACCACCAUCAGCACAGUGCUGGUAACCUGCUCCAGAACAAAGAUCUCAUUGUUAGCAGUCCUGCAUCACCCACAGAAGACAGCUUCCAGAAUGACUAUAUAGAGAAACUUAAAGUGGCUCAGAGAAAGGUUCUCAAAGAAACCUCCUUUAAAAGAAAAGACUUACAGAUGAGUUUGCCUGUCAGACUGAGACAGAAAUCCUCUAAAAGGCCAUCAAUUGAACACCUUCGGUCUUUCUCGUUAUCCAGUGCAGGCAAGGAUGCCAAACCUGCUCCUUGCUCCCCUUCUCAUCUAGAAUCCUUGGAAAGUUUCAACAGAAAUGAAGAAACACAGAGGCCACAAAAAGAUCAAGGAGGGGGAAGGAAAAGGGUAACCCAAGAGCAGAAGAAACUGUGCUACUCUGAGCCUGAGAAGCUCCAUCACCUCAUGGAUAAGGAAGUGUCAUGGAGUCAAGCUAGGGUUGAAAUCUCUGAGCAAGAUGCAGUGGCAUCCAGGAGGAGGGGUCUGGAGAACAGAGGAAGGGCAUUUUCCAGUUCAGGUGUCUCCAGGACAGAGCUGAAACAAAUCCAGCACAGUGCCCUGGUCAAAUACAUGGAACGAAAGAUCAGCCAGAGACCAGGCAGCUCACACCUCCCCCUGCAUAAGCCACCCCUGCAGAAGAGGCUGUCAGAUCCCAGAGGGCCUUCUGGCCACAUUCCCAACCCAAAUGGGAGCAGCAAGAUGCAAAAUGAUGAGGUUUUCUGCCAACUUCUCUCUGAACAAAAAUCACCAGAUAUUUUUCCUCCCCCUCUGAACGUGACCAGCAGGUGCAAUCCCAGGGGAGGGGAUGGGAGCUGUGCCAGCAAGUGUCCAUCAGCUGAAAGUCUCCCCCAGGCAGGUGGUUCUGCAUCUGGGAGAGCUCCUGAGAGACCAAAAUCCACUCCUUCCUCUACACAGGACCCGUGCAGAUGUGCCAGAGGUGCAGCAGCAGCGUGCUGGAGCUAUGGGAGCUGCCCCAGCUUCCGUGAUGCUGAGAAAGAUGGAUCCAAGCAUCACGAACCUACUGACAUAACUGGAUGUGUGUGUGGCCAGGAUGAAAAGGAGCAGGCUCCUGAAACUUCUGUUCCUGUCCCGAGGAGUGGCAGCAGGGAGAGCCCUGGAGUGGAGGAGCAGUGCAGAGCUCAGUCUCUGCCUGGGGAUGCUGCACCCAGCUGCCAGCCUGGCCCUCCUCCAGAGCAGGGAGUGCAUCUCCCCACAGCACCAGCCCAGCCCCAGCAGGGAGACACAAACCCUGCCCAGCAAACCGUGCACAGCAGAGAGACACUCCUGCCCACCAGGAGCCUGCAGUCCUCCGAGGACCAGCAGUACCAGGAGCUUGCCAUGGAGAUCCUGGCCAAAGACAGCUCUCUGGUGGGUGUCCUCAUGCCUCAUCCUCUGAGGAAAACUGCUUUGGACCUGAUGGAGGGGUUGUUUCCCCUUAACAUUUCCGUGCUGGAUAAAUCACGCAGGAAAAGGGGAAAGGUGCAGACUGUGCAGGAGAAUGACAGGAAAAGUCAUGGAGAUGGACCAGAAGAAUGUCCAAAAUCUGAGCAAGAAACCAAGCAAAGAAACAAAGAUCCUGCCUAUAUGGCAAACCAAGUCCUGAAGAGGAGCAGAGACAGCACAAACAAGCUAGAUGACAUCACAUCUAAGAAACUGGAGCUGAUGGCCAGGCUGCAGCGCAGGCUGCGGGCGCUGCGGGAGGAGCGGGAGCAGGUCCUGUCGGAAUCCCGGGAAUGCGCCCGCUGGGGCGAGCGGCUGGAGCGGCGGCUGCGGGAGCUGUGCUCGCCCGGCGAGCUCCGGCGCUACUGCGCCUUCCUGGGCGACCUGGAGAAGGUGCUGAGCCUCCUGCUCUGCCUGUCCUGCCGCCUGGCCCGCGUCCAGAGCGCCAUCAGCCGCGUGGACGGCAGCACGGGGGCCGAGGAGAAGCAAUCACUGAGUGAGAGGCACCAGCUCCUGUCUCGACAGAGGGAGGAUGCAAAGGACCUGAAGGAGAAUCUGGACAGGAGGGAACGUGUGGUCUCUGGAAUCCUUGCCAAAUACCUGACAGAGCAGCAGCUCCAGGACUAUCAGCACUUUGUUCAAGUCAAGACCUCCUUGCUGAUUGAACAGAAGGACCUCGAAGAGCAGAUUAAAUUUUUCAAAGAACAAUUAGAAAAUCUUGACCAAAGCAUCCCCAUCUAACACCCACCACCAGUCCAGACAUUUUUAUAUGUUACAUGUGAUGUUUUCCUGGAAAUCCACAGUUGGGUGGAUUCUUCCAACCCUGUUUGUGCCACAGCACUGACAAGUGUUUAGAUGCCCUGGGAUGCUCCAGGCACACUCUGGGUGUGCCCUCCACCUGGACAAAAGCACCUCACAGUGUGCAGCAAACUGCCUGUGGACAUGGCUGAUAGGAUUCCUUGCUCCUAUCAACUGAAAUGUGUAUUUCCCCUUCUUCUUGUCUGUCCAUCUGUUUCCAGAUUUACAUCAUCUCAAUAAAAAUAUUGUGCCUCUUGUGGGUGGGUUGAGCAUUUGAAAUGAAAAAUUGUGUGGGUGUUCAGAUUUGAAUUGGUGAUUGCACAAAGCCAUAGCAAAUGUUAUGGACCAUUUGAGUUGCUUCUACUCUUUAUAUGUGUGACACAGUAAAAAUACACUGUAAUGAAAGAAAAUAAUUACUUCCUUUCUUGAGAGCUGCCACCCAUGAGUCUGUCCUGGCUCUGUGUAAUCCUGGCAGGUUGUUCAGAGCAGGUCAGAAAAGGGUGGUGUUCAUGGGCAUCAAAGGGCAAAUCAGUGAUGGAGCCAGUAUAAGUGAACAGUUUUGGGACUCAUAAACUCUCAGCUCACUCCUGCACAGCCAUUUGCAAAGUCUUUGCUGUGCUUUUGAAGAAUUUAUUUUUCAAGCAGCACCUUCAGGGGGUUGUUUUUAGGCAGUUUUCAAUUGUCAGCAUGCACAAAAAGCCUGGAAGAGAUUAUUCCAUUUCAAUGAGACUAUGUAUAAAUCCCUUGGCAAAAAUCUCUUAAGCCAGUGUUUGCAUUGAGUCAAACCAGUGAUGUUGCUGUAUUUAAAAUCUCAGUGUGUUUUGUUUGCAAGAAUUCAGUGAGAACAAUAUACAACCUAA